Messenger RNA from Gambusia affinis (western mosquitofish), 4142 nucleotides. Its product is annotated as cytohesin-3. The record is from RefSeq and is a predicted model, not a curated record. The coding region runs from base 346 to 1530 and encodes 394 amino acids. The transcript has 13 exons. Gene Ontology annotation, molecular function: guanyl-nucleotide exchange factor activity. Gene Ontology annotation, biological process: regulation of ARF protein signal transduction. Lineage: Eukaryota; Metazoa; Chordata; Actinopteri; Cyprinodontiformes; Poeciliidae.
AUACAGGCGGAGCAGAUAGAGGAUGGAGCAGAGGGACCGAGGAGCAGCCGCCUCAGAUCUCAUGCCCAAAACAUCACCUUCCGCGCGAGAGGAUUCGCCUUCACUCCACGCGCAGAGUUUGGAUUCCGCUCGUGUUCAUUCGCGUCCUCUCUUCGUCGCCGACAGCAGCUCGUCGGUCCGCUUCUGCCUUCUGGCUGUGAACACCGCGCCGGUUCUGGCUUUUAUGUCCCAGUGAAAUUCUACUAAAAAAAAAAACAACAACAAAAAAACAAAAACCCAGUGUGAUACAUUUCACGCGAGGUUUCACACAUUCAGCUGGACUGCAAAGUCGCUCUUCCAAUCGAAAUGGAUGAAGACAAUCAUGUCCCUGAGGAUCUGUCCCUGGAGGAGAGGGACGAGCUGUCCAGCAUCCGGCGGAGGAAGAGGGAGCUGCUCGAUGACAUCGAGAGGCUGAAAUUUGAGAUCGCAGAAGUCAUGACAGAGAUUGAACAGCUGACGUGUGUCGGGGAAAGCAAAACGUCCCAGAGGAACAAGCAGAUCGCCAUGGGCAGGAAGAAAUUCAACAUGGAUCCCAAAAAGGGAAUCCAGUUCCUGCAGGAGAACGACCUGCUCCAGAACACUCCGGAAGACAUCGCCCAGUUCCUCUACAAAGGCGAGGGCCUCAACAAGACCGUCAUCGGGGACUACUUGGGCGAGCGGGACGACUUCAACAUCAAGGUGCUUCAGGCUUUUGUGGAGCUGCAUGAGUUCGCCGACUUGAACCUGGUCCAAGCGCUGCGGCAGUUCCUGUGGAGUUUCCGUCUGCCAGGUGAAGCCCAGAAGAUCGACCGCAUGAUGGAGGCGUUUGCCUCGCGCUACUGCCAGUGCAACCCCGGAGUCUUCCAGUCCACAGAUACCUGCUAUGUGUUGUCAUUCGCUAUCAUCAUGUUGAACACCAGUCUACACAACCCAAACGUCAGAGACAAGCCCCCUGUCGAGCGUUUCAUCUCCAUGAACAGGGGAAUCAAUGAAGGAGGCGAUCUACCAGAGGAGCUUCUCAGGAAUCUUUACGACAGCAUCAAAAAUGAGCCCUUCAAAAUCCCAGAGGACGACGGGAACGACCUGACACACACAUUCUUCAACCCGGACAGAGAGGGCUGGCUCUUAAAGCUGGGCGGCAGAGUCAAAACGUGGAAGAGAAGAUGGUUCAUCCUAACAGACAACUGCCUCUACUACUUUGAAUACACAACAGAUAAAGAGCCUCGCGGGAUUAUUCCCCUUGAAAACCUCAGCAUCAGAGAGGUGGACGAGCCCAGGAAACCAAACUGCUUUGAGCUCUACAAUCCCAGCCACAAAGGUCAGGUCAUCAAGGCCUGCAAGACGGAGGCAGACGGGCGGGUGGUGGAGGGCAACCACGUGGUGUACAGGAUAUCGGCCCCGACCCCAGAGGAGAAGGAGGAGUGGAUCAAGUCCAUCAAGGCGAGCAUCAGCAGGGAUCCUUUCUACGACAUGCUGGCCACCAGGAAGAGGAGGAUAGCCAAUAAGAAAUGAUGACUGUAUAUCUGGGGCUGAGAGUCAUUGUGUGUGUGUGUGUGUGUGUGUGUGUGUGUGUGUGUGUGUGUGUGUGUGUGUGUGUGUGUGCGUGUGCGCGUGUGUGUUUUUCUGCGGAAGUUGUGAAGGUCUCCCAUUCAGUUUUUUCAGGGCUGAGGGACAAGCACAGGCGCAAGGGAUUCUGGGUCAUUUCUGGCCCUGGACUGUUUGCAUCUCAAGUCUUUUCUGAUGCUAAAACGAGGAAGAGGACAGAAAGUACAAAUGAACUCUUCACGAAGCUGAUUUAAAGUGAAGAACAGCAGAAGAAGAGACGGCGCUGACUGUAAUAAGGGAGCUUUGACUCUGCAAUGCUUGGGAGAGACUGCCCUCUGCUGGGCUCCUAUGGAAUUGAACAUACUUCACCUUAUGCGGUGCCUUGCAAAAGUUUCCCUAGAACUUUUUCACAUUUUCUUUACUGUAUUUUAUCUGGAUUUUAUGUGACAGACCAACACAAAGUAGUGCAAAAUGGUAACAAUAUAAGGUUUUCAUUGUUUUUAUUGAUAAUCUGAAAAACGAAGCAUGCAGUUGAAUUUAGCCCCGCAGUUCAAGUGUGUUCUACCAGCUUUGCACUGGUCUGAAACCUCACUCAUCCUUUCUGUCCUGACUGACGAAAAGCACUACCGUAGCAUGAUACUAGCACCACCAUGUUACACAAUCUGAUUGGGUUUUUUACAAGACUCAGUGGAUGAGACUAGACUCAAAUGAAUCCCACAUGUUUUAAAUUGUCCAAAUCAUGAACUACUUUGUGUUGGUCUAUCUCAGUAUAGCAGACAAAAGAAAAAUUGUAAGGAAGUUCUAGGGGGUUGAAUAUAUAUCUAUAUAUAUUUGCAAGACAUUGAAUAGAAAAGAAAAUUCCUAAUCUGUUGAUCCGGGUGGAGGUACCUACAGGAUUCCUGCUGCCAGUCCUCACAUCCACCUCGUCUCACUGCCAACAGGUGACAAUGUUUUAUCGCGAACUCCUGAAAGCCUCAAGCUCAUCGGUCAGCUGGUCUGGUUGGUGGCCUUCAAAUGACUGUAUUAUGCAAUCCUUCUGAUUUAUUCUGUAAAUGUACUCACCUGUAAAUUAUAGUACACCCAGCUAAGUUCAUAUGUGACGGCACAGAAAUGGAAACUGUAUGGAGUUUUAUUAAAGUGGCUGUAGCUUUUAAAAGUUCUAAUUCAGGUUCCUGGAAGGACUCUUGUGUUCCAACGAUUCGUCUUUCGCACUAGUUUCAAAUCUUUUGUAUUUAUUUUCUCGCCCUUUCAGUUAGUGUGUAUAGAAUAUAAUGUACAGCUGUUUCUUUUUUAAUGUUUAUGUAGGAUCGGUCAUGUCAUUCAACUCUUUAGUCCAUCAGACUACAGUAGAAGAAGAGGGACUCUUUGCCUCUUCCUAGUGGAGAAACAAAGACUCUGCACUCUUGGGGAUGGGAAAUAAAUAAAUGGUGCUGGAUUAAAGAAACGACAUUUACCGUUUUCGCGGUUCAUUACAUUGUUGAGUCUGGUGGAGCAGUUGCGUUUGUCAUGGUUGUGUGUUGCUUUGGGGAAACCGCCCUCAGAUGCUUUGAUGUACAAUCUGAAUAAAAAAGUGACAUACUCCCUACAGGUGACAGGUUCUGUCUUCAUGUGCAUUCAGUGAGAGAUUCCUGAUGCUGAAUAUUUCCCAAUAAGAAAUGAGAGACUUGCGUGUUUUCUGAUUUAGUGAAGUAACAAGAUUUUGUAGUUAAGCAGAGAUUGUUCUGAAUAGCCAAGAAUUGUACACAAGAGUAGAAAUACUUCCUCACUGGCGUUUUUAAGCUUCAUAUUGGAAAAUCUGACUCUAAUUUAUAGAUACAGUCCAAGGUCCAGGACACGUAGAGAUGUUAUACAUAAUGCCAGUUAAAUGGUGCGUUAAGUUUGGUUUGUUAUUCAAAUUAGCUUCAAAAGCUUGGGCUUCUCAGUUAGGACUGUAAGUAUAUAUUUUUUAAAAAGCCUUUUUAUUCACCAACCGUGUACUCCUCAAUGUCAGACAACAAUUCAGAAAAGUGAGUUGGUGUUUUGAGUUUUUGUUUGUAGUGACACAGUGCGGCCAGUAGGUGGUGCCACAUCUAAACACUGCAGUGGAUGUAAAAGAUCCAACGCCAUUAAAUCCAUAAAUCAGAAGAAUAGAUCAUAAACUCAAUUGACAGAUUAUUAAAUAUAAUCAUUCAACAGAUUUUUUUUCCCUGCCAACAGGAAAUCUGACUUUUCUUUUGAAUUAACGCUGUUGAAAACAAAAUCAAUUAAAUUUGAGGAUCUAGUAGGCUAUUAUAACGACCAUUCACGUAACAAAAGAACUGUAGCUCCAUAUCUUGAACUUUAUAUUUUUUAUUCUUUCAACUCAGAGAACAUUUUCUUUUUGAGAAUAAAUAACCCAUUUUAUUUGUAGUUCUGUGUGCUCUUUUAAAAGAGGUCUCUGUUCCCCCUGUGUCGGGAUCUGCAUUGGAUCCGAUCAUCUUCACGGCUCUUCUGAUCAAUUUCUCGGUAAAACAGCUCAUAUAAUCAUGUCAAGGUUGUAACAUACAGUUUAAUCGGCAGCUGUUGUUUUAAAAAGUAGCAGUAACAAAAUUGUAAAAUAA